AUGCACACGCUGUGGCGGCGCUCGGGACGCGGCUGGCGGCGCGCGAGUCGCGCCUGCACGUCAUUGGCUACGGCUCUAGAGCCGCCACGGUUUGUCGACGACCACUGUCGUCUGCGGAUUGCGCUGGUGGGACGUACGAAUGUGGGCAAGAGCACGCUGUUCAACCGCUUGACCAAGACGCGGUCAGCGAUCGUCCAUAAUGUACCAGGGACGACUCGAGACCGUCGGUACGCGCGUUCGGGAGUCGCUGGACUGGAUUUGGACGUCGUGGAUACUGGAGGACUGGAAGACGCGCCGUCAGGGACGCUGGAGGAAGGGAUGCUCGAGCAGACGCGACGUGCAGUGCACGAGGCUGAUCUUGUCUUUUUCCUGGUUGAUGGACGGCAGGGGGUUACGCCUGUGGAUACGCACUUUGCGCGGUGGUUACGGCGAGAAAACGUGGACGCUCCGGUUCAUUUGGUCGCGAAUAAGCUCGAGGGAGACGUGGACCGGUGGGAGGCUGAACUGAAUGAGUGUUACCAGUUGGGCAUGGGCGGAGCGAUCCCGUUGUCGGCCGAGCAUGGAGAAGGGAUCCCUUUACUGCUGGACGAGAUCAUUCCCGUGUAUGAUGAGUUCCAGAAGAAGAGGAAGCAGGAGGUGAAUGUCAAGGAGGAGGAGGAUCGAGAAGAGAAAGAGGACGAUGAUCCGCGGACGAUCAAGCUGGCGAUUGUUGGUCGCCCGAAUGUCGGCAAGUCGACGUUGCUCAACAAGAUUGUGCGCAACGAUCGCGUUCUCACUGGUCCCGAGCCCGGAGUGACGCGUGAUUCGGUCGAAGUGCCAUGGACCUUUCACGGGCGUCCCAUUAAGCUCGUGGACACGGCCGGUAUUCGGCGGUAUAGUAAGCGUGACCACGAUGACCAGAUUGAGAACCUGUCAGUGCGUGACGCUUUCCGUGCAAUCGACUCGGCUCAGGUCGUGGUCGUUGUCGUGGAUAUGAGCGAGCCCAAGCUUAUUCACAUGGACUUGACCAUUGCACAGCGUGUGAUUGAAGAGGGACGUGCGUUGGUGCUAGCGGCCAACAAGAGCGACCUAGCAGGCGCUGGCAUCGAGUUCGAGAUGCAACGUAUCCAGAACGAGUUGCAGGAAUCGCUUGCACAAGUGCGCGGUGUGCCUGUGGUGCCCAUCUCUGCGCUCACAGGCAGUGGAAUCAAGAAACUAGUGCCGGAGGUGCUGAAGGCGUACGAGAGAUGGGACCUUCGCGUGACCACAGGCCGCUUGAACCGAUGGCUCAAGGCCAUGGGACGACACCACCCGCCUCCAACGGUCAAGGGCAAGACGCUGAACAUCAAGUACGCGACUCAAGUGAAGUCUCGACCGCCUACUUUUGCAGUGUUUGUGAGCAAGCCGUCCGAAGUGCCUGAAUCGUAUCAGCGGUUCUUGCUGAGCCAACUGCGCGAGGAGUUUGACAUGGUGGGGGUGCCUGCUCGACUGCUGCUACGUGGCAACAAGGAGAACCCGUUUGAGAAGCGCAAAAAGUUCCAGCAACGUACCAGCAGCGUCAUGUAUGGCAAGCAACGCCAUGAUCGGAAAGCUGCUACUGAAUCGACGUCUACGACAUCGUCACAGUCGAAAAGCAGCAAGAAGUCUGCUUUGACCAGGAAGCAAAAGACCGGACACUUUGUACCUCGUCGUUUCAAGGCCAAGAAGUAA
Peronospora matthiolae is the source of this 1689-nucleotide messenger RNA. NCBI's taxonomy places the organism in Eukaryota, Oomycota, Peronosporomycetes, Peronosporales, Peronosporaceae. The record is from the annotation of a GenBank genome assembly.